AUGCCGGGUGAAGAUUUGGUGUUCGGUGUUAAUGGAGAGAAAUUUGAAGUCUUGUCAGUUGAUCCUUCCACAACCUUACUGGAGUUCUUGCGUUCCAACACUCGCUUUAAGUGUCUCAAGCUCAGCUGUGGCGAAGGGGGUUGUGGUGCUUGCAUCGUAAUUUUAUCAAGAUAUGAUCCAGUGUCAGACCAAGUGGAGGAAUAUUCUAUAAACUCUUGCCUGACCCUUCUCUGCAGCAUAAACGGAUGCUCCAUAACAACAUCCGAUGGACUCGGAAACACCGAGAAAGGCUUCCACCCGAUUCACAAGAGAUUUGCAGGGUUCCAUGCGUCUCAGUGUGGUUUCUGUACCCCAGGGAUGUGCAUCUCUCUCUACUCUGCUCUCUCAAACGCCCAUAAACAACACUCUUCUCCUCCGGAUUACCUGACUGCUUCUGCGGCUGAGAAGUCUAUUUCUGGAAACCUUUGUCGCUGCACCGGUUAUCGUCCCAUUGCCGAUGCUUGCAAGAGUUUUGCUUCCGAUGUCGAUAUAGAGGACUUAGGUUUCAACUCUUUUUGGAAGAAAGGGGAAAGCAGAGAAGACAUGUUCAAGAAACUGCCUCCUUACAACCCUGAUAAAGAUCUUGUCACUUUCCCAAACUUCUUGAAAGAAAGGAUAAAGCGUCAACAUAAUAAUGUUUUGGAUCCGAGGAGAUACCAUUGGAGCACUCCUUUAAGCGUCGCCGAGCUUCAAGAAAUAUUGGCGAAAACCAAGCCUGGUGGUGAUGAUAAAAAAUUAGUUGUUGGCAACACGGGGACAGGUUACUACAAAGAAGAGAAGAAACACUAUGGUGGUGGGUAUAUUGAUAUUAGCCACAUUCCAGACAUGUCAAUGAUCAAGAAAGAUGACAGUGGAAUUGAAAUCGGAGCAGCCGUUACCAUAUCUAAAGCCAUUGAUGCUUUGAUGGAGGAGGAAGAUACUUAUGUUUUCAAGAAAAUAGGUAUUCAUAUGGAGAAAGUUGCCAAUCAUUUCAUCAGAAACUCAGGGAGUAUCGGUGGCAAUCUAGUGAUGGCACAGAGCAAAAGCUUCCCUUCUGACAUAACCACGCUUUUGCUCGCUGCAGAUGCAUCUGUCCAUCUGAUAAAUGGAGGGAGGCACGAGAAGCUUAGGAUCGGAGAGUUUCUUGUGUCUCCUCCGAUAAUAGAUCUCACUAAAUCCGUCCUUUUGAAGGUUCACAUUCCUAGCUGGACUUGUUCUUCUACGACUGGUUUGCUUUUUGAAACCUAUCGAGCUGCGUCUCGUCCUCUCGGAAGUGCAUUGCCUUACCUCAACGCUGCUUUCUUAGCAGUAGUCUCCCACGAUGAAUCAUCAUCAAGAGGCAUCGUUGUGGAUAAAUGCCGGUUAGCAUUUGGUUCUUUUGGUGGGUCUCAUUCAAUCAGAGCGAGGGAAGUUGAGGAUUUCUUGACCGGUAAGGUACUCAGCCACAGUGUUUUAUAUGAAGCUGUGAGGUUGCUUAAAGGGAUCAUAGUGCCAAGCGUUGAUACUUCAUACUCUGAGUAUAAGAAAAGCUUGGCCAUUGGGUUUCUCUUUGAUUUUCUCUAUCCUCUGAUCGAGAGUGGCGGUUGGGAUUCAGAAAGAAAGCAUGUUGAUGGACACGUAGAUCCAGCAAUAUCUCCUCCUUUGCUGUCAUCUUCACAGCAGGUUUUUGAAAGUAAAGAGUUUCAUCCUGUUGGUGAAGCCAUUAUCAAAUAUGGAGCUGAAAUGCAGGCUUCUGGUGAAGCUGUUUAUGUUGAUGAUAUGCCAUCGUUACCGGAUUGUCUGCAUGGAGCAUUCGUAUAUAGCACAAAGCCAUUGGCUCGGAUUAAGAACAUUGGUUUCGGAGGAAAUGUGGCGCCAACUGGAGUUUUGGCAGUUAUUACUUACAAGGAUAUUCCUCAAUUGGGCCAAAACAUUGGUUACAUAUCUAUUUUUGGGACUGGACGUCUAUUUGCAGAUGAAGUUACUACAGUUGCCGGACAAAUAAUUGCUCUUGUGGUUGCAGACACACAAAAGCAUGCAGAUAUGGCAGCAAAACUUGCAGUGGUUGAGUACGAUACAAGGAACGCAGAAACAGCAGUAUUAUCUGUGGAGGAUGCAGUCGAAAGGUCCAGCCUUUUUGAGGUUCCUCCAGAGUAUGACCCUGAGCCCGUUGGCGAUAUCUCCAAAGGAAUGGAUGAAGCUGAUCGCAGGAUACGCUCUGUUGAGUUGAGACUCGGUUCACAGUACUUCUUCUACAUGGAGACACAAACCGCACUUGCCUUGCCAGACGAAGACAAGUCCAUAGUGGUUUACAGUGCAACUCAAUCACCGGAGUACACACAAUCAGCGGUUGCUAAAUGUCUUGGCAUCCAAGAUCAUAGCGUGCGAGUCAUCACCAGAAGACUUGGAGGUGCCUUUGGUGGAAAAGCUAUCAAGUCUAUGCCUGUUGCGACGGCAUGUGCGCUUGCUGCACAGAAACUGCAGCGUCCUGUGAGGAUAUACCUCAACCGUAAGACUGAUAUGAUAAUGGCUGGAGGAAGACAUCCCCUGAAGAUAACUUACAGUGUUGGUUUCAGAUCUGACGGUAAACUCACAGCACUAGAGCUGUAUAUAUUAGUAGAUGCAGGGAUAGAUGUGGAUGUAAGUCUAAUGCUGCCAAUGAAUAUAAUCAAUGCCCUGAAGAAAUAUGACUGGGGUGCAUUGUCAUUUGACAUUAAAGUCUGUAAAACAAACCUUCCAAGCAGAACGUCUUUGAGAGCACCUGGUGAGGUACAAGGUUCGUAUAUCGCUGAAUCUAUCAUUGAGAAAGUAGCAUCUUCUCUGAACAUGGACGUGGAUGUUGUGAGAAGGAUAAAUCUGCAUAGCUACGAAAGCCUCAAGAAGUUCUAUACGCAAGAAGUUGCUGGUGAGCCUGAUGAGUAUACUCUGCCUUUGCUAUGGGACAAACUGGAGAUAUCUUCGGAUUUUAAGCGAAGGGAAGAGUCGGUGAAAGAGUUUAACCUUUGUAACGUGUGGCGCAAGAGAGGGAUUUCUAGAGUGCCAAUCGUCUACGAAGUUGUGCAUAGGGCAACUCCAGGGAGAGUGAGCAUUUUGAGCGAUGGUUCGGUUGUGGUUGAGGUCGCUGGUAUUGAGAUGGGACAGGGGUUAUGGACAAAGGUGCAACAGAUGGUUGCUUAUGGUCUUGGUUUGAUCAAAUGCGACGGAAGCCAAGAUCUGCUUCACAGAGUACGACUUAUUCAGACCGACACGCUAAGUAUGGUUCAAAGCAGUUACACUGCGGGUAGCACAACAUCCGAGAACUGUUGUGAAGCGGUCAGGCUUUGUUGCAGUAUCUUGGUCGAGAGGCUUAAACCUACCAUGAAUCAGAUUUUGGAGAAUGCUCGAUCCGUGACAUGGGACAUGCUCAUUCAGCAGGCUAAUACUCAAUCUGUGGACCUAUCAGCUCGAACAUUUUAUAAGCCAAAGUCUUCUUCCACAGAGUAUCUCAACUAUGGAGUUGGAGCCAGUGAGGUGGAGGUGGACCUUGUGACAGGAAGAACAGAAAUCAUAAGAUCAGAUAUCAUUUACGACUCUGGAAAAAGCCUUAACCCUGCGGUUGAUUUAGGGCAGAUUGAAGGAGCGUUUGUUCAAGGAAUCGGGUUUUUCAUGUCUGAAGAGUACACAACAGAUGAAAACGGGCUUGUGAAUCAAGAAGGUACAUGGGACUACAAAAUCCCUACAAUAGACACAAUUCCCAAACAGUUCAACGUUCAGAUUCUCAACAGUGGUCAUCACAAGAACCGCAUCCUCUCCUCUAAAGCUUCAGGUGAGCCUCCGUUGCUUGUGGCGGCUUCUGUGCAUUGUGCAACAAGAUCAGCCGUUAGAGAAGCUCGGAAACAGUAUCUUUCAUGGAAUAGCAAUAGUGGUGAAUCUGAUAUUGGUUUUGAGUUGCCGGUUCCAGCGAUUAUGCCGGUUGUGAAGCAGCUUUGUGGUCUUGACAGCGUAGAGAAGUACUUGGAAUGCAAAACGUGUAGUAAGCGGAGUAAAGAGUCUAUCUAG
Messenger RNA from Microthlaspi erraticum, 4035 nucleotides. The record is from the annotation of a GenBank genome assembly. NCBI's taxonomy places the organism in Eukaryota, Viridiplantae, Streptophyta, Magnoliopsida, Brassicales, Brassicaceae.